AUGGGUUCCAUCCAAACAACCGCCGAAUGCAGACCCGUAGGGUCAUAUUCUCCAACCGGGAUCGAUGUCUUGAUUGUAGGUACGGGUCUUGCUGGCCUAACAGCAUCUAUUGAAUGCAUACGCAAAGGUCAUAAUGUACGCAUGCUCGAACGCAUGGACGAUAUCAACACUGCGGGGGACAUGUACUUCAUGGGCCAUAGUGCCAUCCAAUUCUUCCGACAUUGGCCAGAAUUGCUCAAGGAGUAUGAGAGUAUCUCCAUGAGCAAUGCGUGGCUACAGACAUUCAAACACAGUGGCGAACAAACAAUUCCUCCAAUGAAAGUAUCCGAUCGGCUGCGUCGCGCAGGAAUGGAUCCGAAUACGCCCCCUGGAGCUUUUCAGAUGAGACCACUUGUUUACAAGAUGUUCGUCCGCCAAGUACAAAAGCUCGGCGUUAAGAUAGACUUUGGUAAAAAGGUAGUUGACUACCAUGAAGAUGAAUCACGCCAGAAAGCAGUCGCUGUGACAGAACAAGGAGAGUCUUUUGAGGCGGACGUUGUAAUUGCUGCAGAUGGUGUUGGCUCCAAGAGUCAGAAACUUGUAGGUGGACAGGUGAGAGCAAGGAGCUCUGGUAGAGCCAUGUGGAGAGCCGCUUUUUCUUCAGACCACCUCGACAAGAGCUCCGAAGUCAAAGAGUUCUUUGCGGGGAUGGGAGGAGAGAAUAAGGACGAGCCGAUCAUUAGAACAUUCCUAGGGCCCGGUACCUAUGCAUUGACUCUGACUCGACCCGGAACUUUCAUUUGGAUAAUGAAUCACGAUGUGACAGGAUCGGAAGAAGAAAGCUGGACUCACACAGUUGAAUCAGACGAAGUGCUCCAUAACAUGGAUAAGGGGGUUGGCCCAGUGCCCUGGGCGCCGGUUUUCAAAGAAUUGGUCAAAGUGACCCCUCCUCAGACGAUUCUCAACUUUGAACUCUUCUGGCGCAAUCCACAACCUUCCUGGUGCUCGCCCGGCGGCCGGGUGGUCCAGAUUGGUGAUGCUGCACAUUCUUUUCUACCAGCGUCGGGCAACGGUGCCACUCAAGCCAUUGAAGACGCCGUAUCCCUUGCAUCUUGUCUUCAAAUCGGUGGCAAGGAGAACAUUCCGCUGUCUGUCAGAACCCAUAUUCGAUUCCGCUUUGUUCGGUGUGCCUGUGCACAGAAACUAGGCUUCUCCAACGCUGAGCUGCUUCAAGAUACGGACUGGAACAAGGUAAAAUUGGAUCCAAAACGCGCGCAGCCAAAGCUUCCUAGCUGGAUCUGGAAACACGACCCGGAGAAGUACGCCUACGAGAAUUAUCAUAAAAUGGCAGAGACUGUCAAACAAGGAAUACCAUUUGACCAAGUUGAUACCGUUCCUCCCAACUACCCAAAAGGCUAUCGAUAUCAGCCAUGGAGCAUCGACGAUAUUAUGGAGGACCUCAGAAAUGGAAAACCUGUCAAUCUCGGAGACGGAGAGUGGGAUUAACUUUGCUAUCCCGAACAUGGCCUAUUGUCAUAGGGUCAUCAUCGACUAGCUAGCGUCGAAGUAUGUCAAGAUCUGAGCAUAAUGUGCUGAAUGGAAC
Xylaria bambusicola is the source of this 1582-nucleotide messenger RNA. RefSeq lists its product as uncharacterized. The transcript has 4 exons. Gene Ontology annotation, biological process: secondary metabolite biosynthetic process. The coding region runs from base 1 to 1485 and encodes 494 amino acids. Lineage: Eukaryota; Fungi; Ascomycota; Sordariomycetes; Xylariales; Xylariaceae. The record is from RefSeq and is a predicted model, not a curated record. Gene Ontology annotation, molecular function: monooxygenase activity; FAD binding.